UGCCUUCCCGCUCACAGCUUUCAGGAUGUGGGAGGCCCCGCAGCCGGAGGAGCCGGAGGCGCCGGAGCCGGGCUGCGAGCUGCCGUGCGCGGCGUCCUGCCACGCGCAGCGCGUCCUGCAGACCCUCAACGCUUACCGGCGGAGCGGCACCCUCACCGACGUGGUGCUGCGCGCCGGCGGCCGCGACUUCCCGUGCCACCGCGCGGCGCUGAGCGCGGGCAGCGCCUACUUCCGCAGCCUGUUCGCAGCGAGCCGCCCGGAGCGCGCCCCGCGGCGCGUGGCCGCCGCCUUCUCGCUGGCCUCGCUGGCCGAGCGCUGCGGCCGCGUGCUGCGCCAGGCCUUCGCCGAGGUGGCCCGCCACGCGGACUUCCUGGAGUUGGCCCCGGAGGAGGUGGCGGCGCUGCUGGCCGACCCCGCCCUGGGCGUGGCGCGCGAGGAGGCCGUGUUCGAGGCGGCCAUGCGCUGGGUGCGCCACGACGCCGCGGCCCGGCGCGGGCAGCUGCGGCGCCUGCUGGAGCACGUGCGCCUGCCCCUGCUGGCUCCCGCCUACUUUCUGGAGAAGGUGGAGGCCGACGAGCUGCUGCAGGCCUGCGGCGAGUGCCGGCCCCUGCUGCUCGAGGCCCGGGCCUGCUUCAUCCUGGGCCGGGAGGCCAGCGCCCUGAGGGCCCGGCCGCGGAGAUUCAUGGAUCUUGCUGAAGUGAUCGUGGUCAUUGGUGGUUGUGACCGCAAAGGUCUCUUGAAGCUGCCUUUCGCUGAUGCCUACCACCCAGAAAGCCAGCGCUGGACCUCUCUGCCUGGCCUGCCUGGUUACACACGCUCGGAGUUUGCUGCCUGCGCUCUUCGCAAUGACAUCUACGUUUCUGGAGGCCACAUUAACAGCCGGGAUGUGUGGAUGUUCAGCUCCCAUCUGCACACCUGGAUCAAGGUAGCCUCACUGCAGCAGGGCAGAUGGAGACACAAGAUGGCAGCAGUGCAGGGCCAGCUGUUCACAGUGGGCGGCUUCGAUGGCCUGAGGCGGCUGAGCAGUGUGGAGCGCUACGACCCUUUCUCCAACACAUGGGCUGUGACUGCACCCCUGCUGGAGGCCGUGAGCUCUGCAGCCGUGGCACCCUGUGUGGGCCAACUCUUCGUGAUUGGGGGUGCAAAGCAGGAUGGUGUCAACACCAACAAGGUGCAGUGCUUUGACCCCAAGGAGGAGCAGUGGAGCUUGCGUGCACCAGCACCCUUCUCACAGCGAUGCCUCGAGGCUGUCUCCCUGGAGGAUACCAUCUACGUGGUGGGGGGCCUCAUGAACAAAAUCUUCACCUAUGACCCUGACACAGACGUCUGGGGGGAAGCAGCUGUCCUCCCCAGUCCUGUGGAGAGCUGUGGAAUGACCGUGUGUGAUGGGAAGGUCCACAUCCUUGGUGGGCGGGAUGAGCACGGGGAAAGCACCAACAGGGUCUUCACCUUUGACCCCAGCAGUGGGCAGGUGGAGGCCCAGCCAUCCCUGCAGCGCUGCACCAGCUCCCAUGGCUGUGUCACCAUCAUCCAGAGCCUGAGCAGAUGAAUGGGACAGGGACAGCCAGAGAUGGAGGGGGUAGGGAGAACGCAAGCACACCAUUCUGUUCCCCUCCACACAAACAGCUCUUUAACCUAUUGGCCCUUUUCUUGUAGAAAUAAAACCUUGCUCAAAUUUUGGAUCUGU
Octodon degus (degu) is the source of this 1687-nucleotide messenger RNA. It is a transcript of the gene Klhl35, whose product is annotated as kelch like family member 35. The record is from RefSeq and is a predicted model, not a curated record. Bases 26 to 1549 code for a protein of 507 amino acids. Gene Ontology annotation, molecular function: protein binding. The transcript has 8 exons. NCBI's taxonomy places the organism in Eukaryota, Metazoa, Chordata, Mammalia, Rodentia, Octodontidae.